This is a messenger RNA of Racocetra persica, 277 nucleotides long. The record is from the annotation of a GenBank genome assembly. Lineage: Eukaryota; Fungi; Glomeromycota; Glomeromycetes; Diversisporales; Gigasporaceae.
UAUUUCAAAAAGAUGGCUGUUAUUUCCCGAUCAAGAUCAAUUAGAUUCUCGUCAUGUAGUUCAAAAUACAGCUUCAAUUAACCCUGACAAUUUUAUUUCACUUAAGUCUAAGCUUUAUAUGGUUGAAACACGAUAUAUGGGCUUUUUAGAUGAACAGCAAAAGUCAGUCCUUCUAAACCAACUUGAUGAUAUUUUGACAGUUCCAGAAGUUAAGCUUUCUGAUAUAAAAGUACCAGAAAAAAUUAUAGAAAAAGGCCGUCCUUCCGGAACCAAAUGA